Helobdella robusta is the source of this 324-nucleotide messenger RNA. RefSeq lists its product as hypothetical. The transcript has 2 exons. The coding region runs from base 1 to 324 and encodes 107 amino acids. NCBI's taxonomy places the organism in Eukaryota, Metazoa, Annelida, Clitellata, Rhynchobdellida, Glossiphoniidae. The record is from RefSeq and is a predicted model, not a curated record.
AUGAACUUUACUUGCAUCGCGGUGUUCAUGUUCUACUUCCACAUCACGUUCUAUGGAAUGGAAACGCAUAGCAUCAACAACAAAGGCAUCAACAACAACAGCAACAACAUCAACAACAAAGGCAUCAACAACAACAGCAACAACAUCAACAACAACGACAUCAAGAUCAACAACAACGACAUCAAAAACAACAACAUCAACAACAACAACAUCAACAACAACAACAUCAACAACAACAACAUCAACGACAUUAACAUCAACAACAACAUCAACAAAAAAUGCAUCUUUGCAGUGCUGAUCGAUGGAUUGAUCCUAGACGUAUAA